AUGGCCCCAUCGGAUAAUGAAGGUGACCCUAUCGACAUUAAAAAGGGCCUCAACCUCGCUCUAGAUGACAUUCGGUCCCCAGGAUCGUUUAUGGCGGGUGCGAAUAUUCAUACUGCCGUCAAUCCUGGCCUCCAUAUUCCAGAUGUGGGGAAUAUUGGGCUUCCUAUAUCAGCUGAACAUGCGAAGGCAAUAAUCCAGUCCUGCCAUCCGAGCCCCUACGGAAAGGGUACUGAGACCCUGGUAGACGAAUCAGUACGGAAAAGUUGGCAACCAGACGCAAGCCAGUUUACUCUUCAGAACCCAAUAUGGCAGCACCAGGUUGAAAUGUUCAUGGACAAAGCUGUAACUGGUCUUGGCCUUGCAGCAAAUUGGCCGGAGGUUAAGGCGGAGUUAUACAAAUUACUUAUCUACCAGGAGGGUGCGUUCUUUCUGCCACACCGAGAAUCUGAAAAGGCCGAUGGCAUGUUUGGCACGCUCGCUCGCCAGUCUCUGAAUUUGGGAUGUCAUGGGCUGCUUGCCGCUCUACUGGAAUCUCAUGGCGGCAGUACAGAGAAUAUUACUCGCCUGCUUCAAUCUUGGGCCUGUGCCGCUGAAGUCGACAGCAUGCAAUACCCAAAUGGUUGGAGUAAUUGCAUCUAUAAUUAUUGCCCACCAGCACUCAUCUAUGUUCUUGAGCACCAGUAUACCAGUGCGGAGCUUGGCUUUUCUCGGCUGAAAGGGAUUGACCAGUGUCGUUUUGCAGGACUCCGGGAUGCAUGUCAAAGGGCCGGCUUCGAUAUCUUCCUAGCUAAUAUCGAGAAAGAGGACAUGGGUGAAGUUGAUGAUGAUGAUGGGGACUCCUACGGUGACUUCUAUGGCCGGAGACGUAAUAGAACUCACCGUAUUAGAGAUUUAAUUGAGACCAGCCUUAAGCUGUCGCAUGUGGUGGACUCGGAAGGUGUUAUUAUUGGAAAGAAUCUACCGUUCCCCGACCUGCUAAUCAUUCAAAAUGGUGUUUUUGACCGUUUCCAGGGCGCACUGAAAAUCCCAAGAAGGUUUCGCUUUUUGUUCACAAUCCAGCGGUUGAAACAUGGCCAGGGUGAUGUUUUAAAGGUCCUGGAAGACUGUCACCGUGCCGUACUAGAACAACCCAAUGACAUGCGGGCCAAGCAAAAGCUCUUACAAGUGUGUAGGGUGAUUACUCCAGUGGAGAGCUUGUACGAGCUGUAUGCCAGGCCACAAGAAGGGCAAGACAAGGUUUUGCAGAUCGCUCUUGAGCUUUCUGACGUGGAAUUAUUCUGUCGGGCUAUGAAGUGGCUUGACAUCAAAGACAUACCACUGUAUACCGUUCAAGCCCUGACCUACUCCUGCAGCUUGGACAAGAUCCUCCAGAAGGGGAGGUCUAGUGGCACGCAAUACAAAAAAUCGUUUUCUCGAAGCAUGAAUAUGCUUUAUAGGUUGAUUGAAGAAUAUCAUGAUGGCGAUCUCGCUAAGGCAUUCGAUGCUCAUAGUGGAGGCUCAGAAUCAGACGGGCAUGAUCUGGCAAAAGAAUUAAGUGAUUUCCCCACAAGAAGGGUGCUCUCAAGGGCCAUACCCUUCUUGAAAACUAAAUUGGAUAACACGGUUUUUAUUGUGGCAUUCAUUACAUCGGCUCAUGACUACUCACUUGCUGGUAAGUUUCACAAGGGCGACGCAGAUGCAGUACUUAAAAUGCUGUUCUCCAAGAUUGUGGGAUCUUUCAAGAUUGAAAGCAAUGACAGCAUGGGAGUAAUCAACGCCCUUACUGAACAUGCCUUGGAUGUCAAGGAAGGGACAGAGGAGAGUGCUUUUGAUGACUUUCUAUUCCCAGUAGCGAACGGCAUUUGCGCACACAUAGAUACGGCAAACCGUUCCUCCACAGCCAGUGAACGGCGAUUCAUCAAACAUAUGUUGGCCAAAUAUGUGCGUGACUACGUCAAAGAGGCCCCUCCGUCACCACCACCAGACUGGAAAAAGAGGACGACCAUACGAUGCAUCUGCUCCAACUGUGCCUCUCUGCGCAUGUUCAUUGAUGACACGUCCAGCACAACGAAGGAUUUCGAGCUGGGAGAAAAGCGCAGGCAACAUUUGGACCAGCAACUUGAUAAGGCAUUUUUCACCACACUAUCGUUAGAGCCAACCCGCCCAAGCUGCGAGUUGAAAAAACACAGGCUCUGCUUGUUUCCAACUUUAAAGCCUGGGUCACACGAGCACAAAUUGCGAACUUCAUGCUGGACCAGCUGUCUCAAAAGGGCUGCCUGA
Messenger RNA from Aspergillus bombycis, 2259 nucleotides. RefSeq lists its product as uncharacterized. The transcript is spliced from 7 exons. The record is from RefSeq and is a predicted model, not a curated record. Lineage: Eukaryota; Fungi; Ascomycota; Eurotiomycetes; Eurotiales; Aspergillaceae. Bases 1 to 2259 code for a protein of 752 amino acids.